This is a messenger RNA of Tigriopus californicus, 1447 nucleotides long. RefSeq names its product histone-lysine N-methyltransferase SMYD3-like. The transcript is spliced from 5 exons. Gene Ontology annotation, cellular component: nucleus. Bases 444 to 1295 code for a protein of 283 amino acids. The record is from RefSeq and is a predicted model, not a curated record. Lineage: Eukaryota; Metazoa; Arthropoda; Copepoda; Harpacticoida; Harpacticidae.
CGAGUGUCUGUCGAGGCACGACUGAACUUAGAUCGCUAGGUUGGCUGAUCAGUCCAGUUUGUUUAACCUCCUUUCCUCUACUCUUGGUAAUGCUUGUCGCUCCCGAUGCCCCGGCAUUUGCUGGAGUCGCACGGUUGAGCGGCAUUGGCCCAAACUCCGCACACGAUUUCUUCCUCACCUUCAUGAGGAUAGCUUAGCUUGUGUUGUCAAUUGUGCUUCCAAUACUGUGGCGUAUCUCGAGGAUACCUGCCGGUAUUUUCGCAAUAUUUCAUUCAUUUUUUUUUUAUUUUUGCAAAUUACUGCACUGAAUCGUGAUACGAAAUAGGUUUAAUCUUAAGUUUCUCAACACUUGUUAAUAAGAGGAUACCGGGCUAUGUGAUUGAUAAAUCAAAGUGCUGACGCAGCAAGAUUCAGAUGCAGUUACUCCAUUGAUCUCUUUGAGUAUGGUGCACUUUCGAAAGAACGAAAUAAUACUAAGAAAUGCUCCAUUUUCGUUCAUUAUCUUCCAAUCACAAAGAGCCAAAGUUUGUGAGGGGUGUUUGACCAAGAUUCAAGCGCCAAUCCCUUGUAAUGGAUGCUCCAUGGUGAAUUAUUGCUCUCCAAAUUGCCAAAAUUCCACGGAUCCUUCACAUCUCCACCAAACAUUAGGAGAGUGUUCCAUUCUGAAGGAUAUUGGACCCCUUCGAUACUAUCUUUGUGACGAUGUUAGAAUGAUUCUCAGGACGUACUUGGCAGACAAGGUUUUUGGAUCCAAAGCAGAUGUCGUUCCAACUCGUCCUAAAAAGAUGAGAGGGUUUGCCGAUCUAAUGGACCAUGCCACAGAAAUUGGUCUGGACAGUCCUAACAUACUUAUUGAACUCUGGACGCAGCUAAAAAUGGUUUCCAUCCCACAAUUCAAUUCACCAUCCUGGUCAACGUUUGUUUCCACUUACGGCAAGAUUUUGACAAAUUCGUACACCAUCAUUGAUGAAAAAUCCGGAGAAAAAUUGGCCAAAGCGCUCUAUUUGGGUGGCAGCUACUUCGAUCAUUCUUGUCAGCCUAAUGCCCGACCGAGGUUUGACGGAUUCAGUUUGGAAUUGUUGGCCAUGGACAACAUUAAAGCCAAGGACGACUUGCGGAAUGUAAUCAAAUCCAACAUAAAAGGUUAUUUGUUUCCAAUUUGGCUUACUUUGUAUUCAUUUUUCCAGGUUCGCAUUUGUUAUGUUGAUGUCAAUCAAACUCGAGAAGAGAUAAAUAAGGAACUUGAAGCAAUUUGGUAUUUCAAAUGCGAUUGUCUACGAUGCAAUAGCGAAUAAAUAAUGUCAUGAAUCCUAGAAGUUUUUCCUUGUUUAUGUCUCUCAACUCUUAAGUGAAGGUGCCCCCCUACUAAUCGUUCAGUUACCAAUAUCGUUAAUCUUGCAGAAAUGUAACGCGUUAUUGGUAAUGUUACUCGAAUAGUAAGAACCUU